Molecule: messenger RNA, 732 nt
Organism: Drosophila takahashii
Lineage: Eukaryota; Metazoa; Arthropoda; Insecta; Diptera; Drosophilidae
Product: ATP synthase subunit s, mitochondrial
Source: RefSeq, a predicted model, not a curated record
AAUCAAAAUGAAGUUUAAAUUCAAAAACGUUUUAAAACUUUUCAAAUUGACAAAGUGGCAUCCCCAAACAGUGCUAUACAACGACGGACGGCGCAGCUGUUCCGUUAGUCACCGAAAAUGUUGUUAUUGAAUAAGCUCCCCAGGAUAUCGCAACAACUGCUCACAAGGGACGCAAAGGAUCAGCGAGGAAUUUGGGGCUAUGUGGCCGUCGCCUUCAACCAGGUGGACGCGGAGCGGCUGGCCAAAGUGGGUGCAAACCGUCUAUGUGCCGAGUGGGUUGUGAAAAACGGAGGCGGAGUGCGAUUCGUGGAGAAUCCCACAAAGCUUUGGAAGGAUUACAACUCCCUGCCCGGGGAAAAUACUCAGUUUUGCCUCAAGGUAGUGGACGCCUCCAAUUCGUCGAUCAUGAAAAUAGGCCUGGAGCAUUUAAAGGGCUGCAAGAGCAUCGACACGGUCAUUUUCCACAAUUGCAAGCACUUGGAGAACGACGGUCUGGAGGGACUGCAUCAUAUCGACAGCUCUCUGGAACGAUUGCAGGUUUCCGGCUGCUACAACAUCACCGAUUCCGGACUGGCCGCCAUCGGGGAGCUUCACAACCUGAGGCAACUGCUGAUCUUCGACAUGAUUUUCGUCAAGAACAUGGAGGCAGUGGCCGCCAAUCUGAAGAGACAGCUUCCGAACUGCGAUAUCAAGGCCACUAAACUAGGCGUUACGCUGAAGCCCAAAGAGUGA